This is a messenger RNA of Labrus bergylta (ballan wrasse), 1878 nucleotides long. RefSeq names its product carbohydrate sulfotransferase 12. Gene Ontology annotation, molecular function: sulfotransferase activity. Gene Ontology annotation, biological process: proteoglycan biosynthetic process; carbohydrate biosynthetic process. The record is from RefSeq and is a predicted model, not a curated record. Gene Ontology annotation, cellular component: membrane. NCBI's taxonomy places the organism in Eukaryota, Metazoa, Chordata, Actinopteri, Labriformes, Labridae.
CUUCAGCGUGAGCGCAGACCACACUACAUUUUCUGUUGUGCCCACCCGGUCCCAUCAUCAUCACUGGUCUCACGGACAGACAAGAGUCGGGGUCACCGUGUUUAGCGACAAAGGGCUGACCGCCCGGCACCAUGGAGCUCGUCUGCAGGCUUCAUCUGGCGAGCAGGAAGCGUCUCCUCCCUUCAAAGACAGCCACCAUGGAGCUGAGAUAACCUCCUCCUCUUAUCGUCACCAGUCAAGGCUCAUGAUUUAGUCUAACUAUGGGAACAUGGCGUGGUCUUCGAGUGGCAUUCAUCCUUGGGUCUUUGUUUAUGAUCCUGCUGAUCAUCGUGUACUGGGAUGACGUCGGGGGCUUCAACCUCUACCCGCUUCAUGACCCCAAACACGAGUCCCUGCACUCUGACUCUGACCCUCAGGCGACUACAGGCCAGCCACGAUCUUUGUUUACAAGCAGAGAAAACACCAGUUCUGCCUUUAAUAGCCACACUACUGCUCCCAGUACAACACUGGUCCCUGAGGAGAAAGGAGGGGAAGCUGAGCAACAAACAAAUGAUGAAGAGAAGAAUACACAAGAACGGGUGGAGGAGGAAAUAAGAGAGGAUGAGGAGAAGGAAACGAGUAGUGCUACUGAGGAGGAAAGGGAACAAGAGGCGAGGAAGCAGAGGAUCAUGGACGUGUGCUCAGGAAAGGAUGCAGUGGAAUUCCCUGGUAGGACUCGGGCAUUUGAGCAGAUCCCAAACAGAGAGCUGGAUCACCUGAUAGUUGAUGACACUCACCAAAUUAUCUACUGCUAUGUUCCCAAGGUGGCGUGCACCAACUGGAAGCGAGUGAUGGUGGUUCUCUCUCAGUCUGUGAUCUCCCCCUCCUCAGGGAAACCUUACACUGACCCAGAGGCUGUACCUCCUGACCUCGUACACAACUCCUCUCUCCACCUCACUUUUGCUAAGUUUUGGCGCCAUUAUGGUUCUCUGUCCCGCCACCUGAUGGCACUCAAGCUCCAGCACUACACCAAGUUUCUUUUUGUACGAGACCCCUUUGUACGACUCAUCUCAGCCUUUAGGAACAAGUUUGGAAGGCCAAACGAGGACUUCUACAGGCAGUUUGGCUCGGUCAUGCUGCGUCGUUAUGGUAAUUUGUCUGGUAGUCUGCCAGAGACAGCAGCUGAGGCAUUUGCAGCGGGAAUCAAACCGACAUUUCAGCAGUUCAUCACAUACCUACUGGACCCAGAGACAGAGAAAGAGGGUAUCUUUAACGAACACUGGCGGCAGGUGUACCGUCUGUGCCAUCCUUGCCAGGUGAAGUACGAUUUCAUUGGAAGACUGGAAACCCUGGAACCAGACGCAGAGCACCUACUGAAGCUUUUAGAGGUAGACCAUCUGUUACACUUCCCUUCAGGAGCCCGAAACCGUACUGCAACCAGCUGGGAGAGAGACUGGUUCAAGCAGAUCCCCACUUUAGUGAAAAGAGAACUCUACAAACUGUAUGAACCAGACUUUGAGCUGUUUGGAUAUCCUAAACCUGACAGUGUGAUCCACCGGUAGACCCCACCAAGCGAAAGGCCUGGGCACUGCACCGUGUGAAGAGCCCGCGCCUCACCUACCUGUGCACAGCCUGUGUAUGCCUUCAAAGACUGGUCUAUAAUGUGGUUUGUUUUAUUUGUUUUGUGCGUACCUCAAAUGACUGAAGUGCCUGCCAGUAUUAUUUUAUUUUUCUCGUCAGUACAUAUCUAAAGCACACCUGCUUACAUGACCCCAGUGAGUUUGUAAAAGCACUUUGAAAAGUAUUUUUAAGUCAUAGGGAAAAGACAGAGGCCAACAGUUGGCUGACAUUUCUGAAGGGAAAUAUGUUGCAGAAAAAUAAAGAGUUUUUGGAAGACUA